This is a messenger RNA of Gymnodraco acuticeps, 2601 nucleotides long. It is a transcript of the gene muc13b, whose product is annotated as mucin 13b, cell surface associated. Bases 83 to 1882 code for a protein of 599 amino acids. The record is from RefSeq and is a predicted model, not a curated record. Gene Ontology annotation, biological process: cell-cell junction assembly. The transcript has 12 exons. Lineage: Eukaryota; Metazoa; Chordata; Actinopteri; Perciformes; Bathydraconidae.
CUGGAGCCCUUAAUCCUCGUCCACUCACCCGCCUCUCUGGCUCUCUUUCUCUUGGUAACAUUUGUCAGUAAGUUAUUUUUCAAUGGCUCGAGAAUUUAAACUCCUCCGCAUUUUGCUGGUUGUGGCCUGUCUUGCAGGACCUACAACCACAGCAGGACCUACAACCACAGCAGAACCUAAAGCCAUAUUAAAAUCUGCAACCACAACAGUGCCUCCCACCACAACCACAGCAGGGCCUCCCGCCACAACCACAGCAGGGCCUCCCACCACAACCACAGCAGUGCCUCCCACCACAACCACAGCAGGGCCUCCCACCACAACCACAGCAGGGCCUCCCACCACAACCACAGCAGGGCCUCCCACCACAACCACAGCAGGGCCUCCCGCCACAACCACAGCAGGGCCUCCCACCACAACCACAGCAGGGCCUCCCACCACAACCACAGCAGGGCCUCCCGCCACAACCACAGCAGGGCCUCCCACCACAACCACAGCAGGGCCUCCCACCACAACCAUAGCAGGGCCUCCCACCACAACCACAGCAGGGCCUCCCACCACAACCGUAGCAGGGCCUCCCACCACAACCGUAGCAGGGCCUCCCACCACAACCGUAGCAGGACCUACUACUACAGCAGGACCUACCACCACAGCAGGACCUGCCACCACAACAACAGCAGGAACUACAACGCCAGUGCUUCCAAACCCUUGUAAUGAAAGCUCAUGUGGCGCUGGGGCCACCUGUGAACCUCGUGCCGAUCAAACCUUUGCAUGCUUGUGUUUUGCUGGUGAUUUCUACAAUGAUAUCAGCAAAACUUGUGACAGUGCCGAAGUUUUUCCUGGAAACCUUGUUCUUCAAAUAGAAUACAAGGAAAGUAUGGAUGACACGAAGUCAAAGGAAUUUCUUGAUGCAUCCAAAAUAAUCACUGACGAGCUGACUGGAGUUUUUGAAUCGGAUAGUUACUCUGGAUCUAUAGUGCUGAAGCUCAGCAAGGUCACACCAAAAGUUUGGUCAAGAGCAGGAUCUAGGGUCAGCGCAGAUGUACAGAUCAUCUUCGGGGCAAAUGCUGGCAUCGUAACAGCAGACGUUACAGCGACACUGAAGAAAAGGGCGGAUUGUGAGGACUGCCUAUUGAAGGGUUCAUCUUUCGUUGCUAGAGAACUGUGUGAGGAGUCGGACUCGGACACUCCAUGUGGUCAGAAUACUGCAUGCGAAUCUGGAAACGGAACUUUUACCUGUAUAUGUUUGCCUGGUUACAUUACCACCAUCCACAGUGAAAGGAUAUGCAUUAAUGCAUGUCCCAGUGGUCAAAUAUCUGUUGGAUCCAAUGCCUGUGAAAGUUGCUCAUUUGGUUAUUCUGGUUUUAACUGCACCGAUUCAUGGAAGCGGUCGCUGGUAAUCGUUGGCUCUGUGCUCGGGGCACUGCUGCUCAUCACGCUCAUUGUUCUGAUUGUAGUGGCAGUCAGAUCCCCAAUGAAAAAGAGCUCCAAAAAGAGCAAAAAAGCAGACACUGGGAACUCUUAUGUUAGCCAACUCCCUGUCAAGGCGCCAUUGGGAGCCCACAGCCACGUAGCCCCGGCUAAUGGGCUAGGUAACGGCCAGUCAGCCUUUGGCAAUGCUGGGGUGCCUAGGAUCCCACGGGCCACGACCACCAGCAACUGGGACAGCAGGACCAACCUGGAGAUGACUCCGAGCAACAGCCGGCAGAACCUGAUCCCUGCUGGGAGGAACUCGCGGUUCUACGAGGACAAUGAGGACCAGUAUGCUCAGUCUCGACAGAGCAGCCUCUACGCUCGCCCGCAGAACAACGCGUAUUCCCAGAGUCGACCUCAGAACAACCCGUACGCUCAGAGCCAAGGCCAGAGCAGCCCUUACAUGCACUAAGACGGUUUGACUAAUGAGGAAGCACAAAUCCUUCAUUGACAUUUACCCAGAUCAGAAACUGGGUCAGGAACACCUCAACAUCCUCCUUUUUUUGUUUUUUCCCCCACAAAUAACUUUAUUCCUAAACACCACCUGGUCCUGUGCAAUAGCUGGAGAAAUGUGAAAAAAGUGUAAACUCUAUUCUUACUAAUUAUAAGCUGUUAUAAAUAAUGUGUGUAUUUCUUUAAUCUUUGUCAAAGUUCAGAAUAUGAGAUACAAUGGGGGUCUUUUUAAAGGUUUCUCAACAUUUUUGUCAAUCAAUUAAGAUAUUACUCUUUAACGAUUUCACAUUUGUAAACCCUCAAACGAGGAGCUGUUCGAUAUAUUAUUAUAAAUAAAUGAUUAUGUUAUGUGAGGAUCGUCACAUAACAUGAAUUUACAGGUAAUCGUUUUGUAUGUGAAAUGUGUUGUUUAUCAUGAGAAUUAUCUUUCUGUUUAACUCAGCUGUUGUGAAUGAGACGGGUUUCCUUUGUUCGCAUACCAUUUAAUGAGUUAUUCCUAAAUUAGGGCAUGUCAGAUGCCUCCCUAUAUAUUUCAGUAUAAUUUGGGUAAAAUGUUUACUACAUUGAAACAGUUUGAUGUAUUAUUUUGUACAGCUAUGAGCAUAUUUUGUUUUAUUUCCAAUCAAUUUAUUGAUACCAAGCUGUAUUCAACAUGGAAAAAUAAAACAACAAUACUUA